Messenger RNA from Verruconis gallopava, 3602 nucleotides. RefSeq lists its product as uncharacterized. NCBI's taxonomy places the organism in Eukaryota, Fungi, Ascomycota, Dothideomycetes, Venturiales, Sympoventuriaceae. The record is from RefSeq and is a predicted model, not a curated record. The coding region runs from base 512 to 2926 and encodes 804 amino acids. The transcript is spliced from 3 exons.
CAGCACCAGUACAUCAUAAAUUAACCUCUAAAAAGAGGCCUGUCCCACUCUCUACCGGCCGAAUCGCAAGCUCCUUGCCACAUACACCAACUAAGCCCAGUGUCGCUCUCGCUGCGCUUUUCGCGGUUCCCCCGACUUCGCCUACACCUGCCUAAACUCCCCUCCAACACCCCCUCAGCGCUCCUGUUCAGAAACGCAACAAGAAACGAAACGGCUUGGUCCGAGCUGCACUGCGUUGAAGUGCCUGGCUUUUCCUGCUGUCACUGACUUGAUUCGGCUGUCAACAACCUUCUCUACAACCGCAGCUGCAGUGCCAACCUCUGCCAAAAUACGAUCUUCGUUGCGCGUCCGAUCUACGUCGUAUUGCCUUUGCACAGUUACAUACAGUCGUCUUCAUUAUCUCAUCCCCUAUUCAGCUUCGUAGUUUCAGCCAGCAAUCAUUUCCAGUAUCGUCGCAGCCUUCAAAGAUUCAACCCUAAUCUCCACGAGCAGCUUCGCCGUGGGCUAUACAAUGCCUUACAUACGCUACACAUACGAAGAGUUGCACCGGUUAAGGGCGUCACCACUAUGUAUUAAGCCCCCAGGCCUACCCUCUCUGGAGCAAUGGACGGAAGUCGCGGCCGACCAAAACGCGCAACAACGUCGAAAGCAGCAGAACAAUCGCGGAGAAGAGCAUGGUCACGACGGCGAUGCAAAUGGCUCGCGGCCCAUGUUCCCAACUCGACAUUCUGCACGCACAAAUUCUCAAGAAGUCUUUCUUGGGCCUCCUGGUACCAAAUUCGGAUCCUCGAGUCGUAAUCAACACAGAACUGGUGAUGGCAAUGACAAAGGCGGAGCGGACCGAUACAACUCAUCCACCUUCGGUGACGAUUCCGAACGUUCGUACAACCACCGCAACCGACGUGACCAGGACGAGGAUCGGCCACCGAGAGAAAGAAACAAUCGGCUUGGUGGACGCAAUUCGAAUCGGGACAAUGCGGAUGGUGAGGGCUGGUCAACCGUGAAUAGAAGGAGAGGUUCACACAACGAGGAAGGCGCUGAGCGCUGGCGCGCAGGCGCUGAUCGGGAACGCAACCGUAAUCGAGAUGGCCUCGACGGGACCGGCGAUGAGCAGCCGCGGCGCAAUGGCUUUGGACGCGGGGGCAGAAUGGGUGCCUGGCGCGACGAGCAAUCUGAAGGAGAUGGGUCACGAAGUAAUCGUUGGCGUGAACGGGAUCGGGAUCGCGAACGGGACAGAGACAGGGAGUGGACACGCGGGCAUAAAGUGCAGGACAAACUGGAUGAAGAGCCGGAAUGGAUGAGUGAGCCAGUUGCUAGUGCUACUUCGAGCACGAAAGUGGUUAAGGAGAAUGAAAAGACGCAAGAAGACUUUGAAAGAUGGAAGGCAGAGCAACGUGCUAAGUCUGCGGCGCCGCCUCCAGAAAAGGAGGAUUUGGGUGUUCCUUUGUUCUCGAAGGACACGAAACCUGUUGAACCAGCAAAACCUGUGCUCGAUUUCAGCGGAUUUGGCACGUUUGGCUCAAAGAAGAUUGCCUCCGCAGAAUCGAAAUCGCCAGAGCCUUUGAAUGCCAACCAUGGAGGAGCAACUACGGAGAAAAUUGCCCCGCUGAAGGGAUUAGGGAAGACAUCAAAAUUCGGGGCUUUCUUCCAAAAGGACGAGACUCCACCUCCUGCACCAGCCACGUCCUCGGAUGGGCACCAGGGGACCCAGUAUGGACAGCAAAUUUCACAAUCGCAGACAACCUCACCUCCGAAUGGGACAACCAGCAAAGAAGACGCAGAGGGCUUCCAGCGCAUCCUGCAGAUGUUGGGUGGUGCAAAGCUGAACAGCCCUCAGCCCCAGGCGCCUGCUGGAGACGGAACGAACAUGACCAAUGCUCUCUUCACAGGUGGCAUGAAUGCAGGAGGGGAGCAUGCUCCGCGUACAGCAAGGCCCGACAGUGCCAGUUUGGUGAAUGAACUUCUCGCGAGACAUACAGCUAAUCGGUCUCGUGGCCCUCAGACCGCGCCUGCUGAAGCUGAAGGGGUGGGUCAGUAUUUCCCAGGUCCCGGUGGUGUAAACGGUGGAGGACGCGAUGAAAAUGUCACACCUCGCCCUGGUCAUCCUUUGUUCUCGCCAGCCAGCGGCGGAAGGUCACAGCAAGGACGCCCAGAGACGCCGACUGAUCAGAAGCGAGACUUCCUGCUCAAACUCAUCGAAGGUAAUCGCAAUGGUAAUAACAAGCAGCUUGCCUCGCCACAGCAGGCCAUGAACGUCGAUUUCUUGAAGCAAGCUCAGUUGGCCCCUGUGGCAGGAAAAGGACCCCCCUCCGCGCCCCCAGGCUUGCACGAUAUGUAUGGGCCACCUACGCGAGGUAAUGCUGGCCGACAACCAACCGGACCCUUCUUUGAUGAACCACACGACCCUGCGAUCUUGAGCAUGCCGGGUCUUGUUCGUCGCAACACUGCGUCCGAGCAGCAACAAGGCGGACCACCCCGACUCCCAGUCUCGAAUAUGGGCAUCCCGACCCAUCCUGCUCCUGCUGAUCAGUUUCGUAGUAUGGCUCUACAGCAAGAUCCAUCAAAUCCUAACAACACGCAACGUGCGGGAAUGGGUCCACCUCCUGGGUUUUCAAUGCCUCCUCGACCACCUCCAGGUUUCCAGCCUCCACCUCCUCACCUCCAGAGCCCCAACGGUCCGCUUCCACCAAACCAACAGCCGCAUCCCGGAAUGCGCGGCAUGACCGCUCCUCCUGGUAUUUUCGGGAAUAUGGGUCCGCCUGGUCCACCUCCAGGAGCACCUCAUCACGGAUAUUUUGGACCUCCACCUCCUGGGUUUGUGGGCCCACCUCCUGGAGUUGUGCCUCCAGGAGUCCCCCCACCUGAUUUCUUUCUGCAGCAGCAACAGGGUCGAGGUCGAGGACCGCCUGGCUUUAGCCCCUUCUAGAUUGACAAAAGCUGAGGCCAAAACGAUCUCCCCGGAGCUACAUGAGGCUUCUGAGUUUCUUCGACUUGAGAACUGGUGCUCAUGGCGGCGCGCUUGCGUCGCAUACCACCGAACUUAUCGUGUCAUUAUUUUUUCUUUUUGUCGUCAUACAUCUUCCUCGUCCCAUCGUCGUUCACUACGAAUGCCCUUUUGUCACAAGCAUGGCGUUUGGGAGUGUUUCGCGAACACUUGAUUUGCUUCACAGCGAGGCCGGGAUUUGCAGCAUUGUUUGUUUUACUGCGCGCCGUUGCUAUGUGCACUUCAUUUCACCAAUUGGCAAAAUCAAAAUCCUUAUAACGAUGUCACAUUUCUCGAUCUUCAAAGAUGAAGACAAAAGGAAAAGGGAAGGAAUGGCUGGAUAUCAAGGGCAGAAAGCCUACGUCGACGCCCUCUACGUGUAUAUAUGUUUUACGUGUGCGCCAGAUAUUGCAUGCAUGCUCUGCAGAUGAAGUGGAGAGGAGCUGGUGAAAGGACAUCGUCAUCCCUUAGGCGCUUUUUCGUUCAAAAAGAAUGCCAAGCGUGAAUGUGUGAUGCGAUGUCAGUAGAAGAUAUGAGAAAAAAGGAAGGGCUUGAUAAAAAAAAUGAAGUUUGCUCUUCUGGAAUUUCUCAAAUCGCACCAUCUUCGCCUUUGUUCACA